AUGUGCACCUUUUUUGACUGCAAAAGCUUUUCGACAGAUUUUGGUAUCUCUGUGGAAUGGUCAUUUUUUGGUAUUGCUAGCAACACAGUUGCUGCCGCAACAGCUUUCGAGAUGGCACACAAUUUAAUCUUAGAAUGGGCAUGUCACUACAAAGGGGGAGCAGCCACUUUUAGCUACCGUCUUGGAGUGUCAGACGGGCUCAGGACUAUGGCCAAUCGUGAAAAACAAAAAGAGCUUGCAGAAGUUCAGCGCAAGGAGCCGAAUUCGAUUACAGCUAAAAAUCUCAAAAAAGCAACAGAGAGCCAGCGAGGAUUGGACAGGGCAGCAGCACUGUGUACCGAAGCCAUCAGUGCAUCAGUCUAUGAUGACGAGGAUACAAGUUCAAUGAAACUUGAAUCUGACGAGGAGUCCGAGAGCGACCCCAAGGAUGUCAAUGAGUUGGACAUCAAAGCCGACUUCAGCAUGGAUGAUGUACAAGCUAUCGACCUGUGCGAUGACGUGGACGAGAGCAUUGAGAAGUAUACGAAGUGGAAGCCAUCUGAGUCCUAUCUAGAGGUUGGACAUGAGACUAAGUCUGCAUCGCUAAUGGCAUCUGGUUGGCAAUCCCAGAUGCAGCUUAUUCACUUCCGAGCAACAUCAGAGCAGGUUGCGGAUGAAUAUCUGGCACAACAUAACAUUAAACUACACAGUGGUAAGAAACGGACUUCAACCAUUCGUGACAAAGAUUCCUAUCGCCGGGGUCAGCAUGACAGUUCAAAAAUCAACGUCCGCCAGAAAACGCCGGUAUAA
Molecule: messenger RNA, 789 nt
Organism: Penicillium maclennaniae
Lineage: Eukaryota; Fungi; Ascomycota; Eurotiomycetes; Eurotiales; Aspergillaceae
Exons: 1
Coding region: 1-789 (262 amino acids)
Source: RefSeq, a predicted model, not a curated record